AUGAACAGUGAGAAGAAACGAUAUCGAUGGCGACGUGGUCCAAUCUUAAUUGAAGAGAAUUUAGUAAUUAAUUCCACGUCAACCACAGUAACAACAAGAAGCGAAGAAGAAAAAUGUACGGCAACUACACGACGAAAAUGGUACAAAAAGAACGAUGAUGCUCUUGUUCAUGAUGACAAUGAUGAUGAUGAUGAUGAUGAUGAUGAUAAUAAUAAUAAUAAUAAUAUUCAACGAUCGAGAAUAUUUCCUAGUGAAACAAUCACAGAGAAAAUUGAUCGAAUUCUUAAAAAAAUUAACGCUUGGACAAAUGAAACGCCAAUACCAACAAGAACCGAUACAAGUACUAACAAUGCUAAUCGAACAAAAAUGUCUUUUCCCAAACCGACAAAAUCACCGUGUAAUUAUGAUAAUGUUCCUCGAACUGCAACUAAUUCAAACAUUACCAUGCCAAGCUCGAAUUCAUCAUAUACUUCAUAUCGACAACGUUGCUCGUCGUCUACCUAUGAAAAUCCACCAAUGAUUCGCACUCAACGUAUAUCAAAUCCUCGGCCAUUUUCAAUGGCAUUUACCGGCGAACCUUUCCGAACGAAUUCAUCGUACGGUCGUAAUUCUCUUUAUAAAACACCCACACCACCAUUAAGAACAUUUCAUCGGCCACUGAAUUCAUUUGUACUCAAUCGAUAUUCAGAUCACCGACGAUCCUUGUAUUCACCAAAUACGAAUUUGACAUCUCUAUCAUCCUUGUAUGGUUCGGAUUUUUUCUAUCCACCAGCAUCGGAACAAGAACAUCAUGAAUACGAUAAUAUACCUUUUGCAGAUGAUUCUUCUACGCAGCAUUGCGAUCCAUUUCCAACGAUAGUCGUCGAUUGCCAACGUUGUAGUCAAAGUGUUGAUCGAUCAUUAUUGCGUGAUAGAUCAUGUCAAGUACCAUCCGACGAAGAACUUUAUCAGGAUACUCAAUUACAAGAUCGUAAAACUACAAGAUCCUCUCCAUUAUAUGUCUCACCGCGAUCAUCACCUCCACUUUGUCAUCCACCGAAGGCUGAUAGUUUGCUGGCACCUUAUCAUUUUCGACGGAAACACUCUUUAUCAUCUUUUAUAUUUAUGCAUAAUCGAUCGAAAUCAGUUCCAUCGUCAUCAUCAAUAUCAAGCCAAAAAACUGAUUCAAUACCAAUAAUUUCUCCUGUACCAAUACCAUCUGAUUCACAUGCUAAUCCAUCAACAACAACGCUUCUUCGUUCAAUAAAAACAUCUAUCAAUGCUAUGAAAAGACGUCUCAAAGAUAUUCGACGUUGGUCUGAGGAUUCAAACGUAACAACCGUCUUAGACGAUUAUACGGCACGCAGUCCCCAAGAAUUAACUGUGAGCAAAGGUCAGCAUGUACGACUUGUUCAAAGGCAACCGUUGAAUACACCCGAUUGGUGUCUCAUUCGUUUAUUGAACCAUCAUCAACAACAAACUCUGUCAAGUGCCUCAUCACUUGCUGUUUCAUCAAUAACACUUGCAAGUGCAUCAGCUGACUUAUCAUCAAUACCAUCUACAAAAUAUAUCGAAGGACUUGUACCAGCAGCUAUUCUUAAAUCAGCUAAAUCAUCGUCAUCAAACAUUCAAUUACCACCGCCAUUACCUCGUUCAUUAAAUAGUAGUAGAAGUGAGCAAGAUGUUAUUUCAAACAAUCUAGACGAAUUACAACCACGAAAUCCUUCUUCGAUUUUUCAAAUCAAUAAACGAAAAUCUAGUGUUAGAAAAAUUCUUAAAACUCCCGUUCGACGUCUGAGCUUAAAGGAUAAUAGUACUAGUAAAAAUGUUAAAACACCAGAUCUACCAAAUUUAAUAACAAAUUCAGCAUCGAUUAUACCAGCAGAUAGUGGUAAUGAUAUAUAUGCUAAUAAAAGAGAACCGUUGUCUUCCGAUUCUUCAAUAUCAAGAAAGAUCAAGCCAUUUACAUUUAUAAAUACUGAAAAUUCAGCAUCAACUCCUAAUAAUACGGUGGGUGAAGAUUUAUUUUUAUACGAUGAUUAA
Rotaria socialis is the source of this 2022-nucleotide messenger RNA. The record is from the annotation of a GenBank genome assembly. Lineage: Eukaryota; Metazoa; Rotifera; Eurotatoria; Philodinida; Philodinidae.